AUGGGCCGGCCGGCCAGUCGCUCGCCUGGCCCCAACUGGGUGCGCGCCAGCAUCGCCCUUGGCUCUGCCGACGUGCGAACGACGGCAAUGGAGCGAUGCUCGAUUUCGGCCAGAGUUCGGAAUUCCGUUCGGCAGCUUUGCUGUUAUGGUUCAAGAGGCUGUAAACUAUAUGCGAAUGUCAGCGUUUGCUCGUUAGAAGAACGCCUACCGGAUCUCAUUGAGGAGUGGAAAGACGAUCAGGAUCCACGAAUCCCGGACCGAAAUCGCUACGUACCGGAAGAGGAACGUGAUGAGGUGGAGCGUAUCACCAGAGAGGCAAAGCUGGCCAGACGUCAACGAGAUGCGGCGAAACGAGCAGAAGAGGAAGCAUUAGGAAUGUGGGAUGAAUGA
Angiostrongylus costaricensis is the source of this 390-nucleotide messenger RNA. The record is from the annotation of a GenBank genome assembly. NCBI's taxonomy places the organism in Eukaryota, Metazoa, Nematoda, Chromadorea, Rhabditida, Metastrongylidae.